AAAAAAACAAAAAAAAAGUGGAAUGGACAGAGAGGAGGAGGGUAGAGUGGUAAAUUUAGUAAGAAGGGGAAAUUGGGUCUGACGCGGUCAUAAUGGGAGGGAGCUUCUUCUCCAAUCAACGAUUCUUCUAAUUUGGUCUCUUCCCUCAAACACGACGACGGCGUUUUCUUUCAUUUCUUCUCUCGACAAUCCCUAACAUCACCAGAAGAACACAAACACAAUUCUUUUUAGGUACAACACAAAUUCUCUUCUUCCUUCUUCGCUCUAAAAUUUUCAACACAUAUUUUUUAUGAUGCUUUUAAGCGUCUGAUCGUAUCCGAUCUCUCUUAAAGGGAAUUGCAAAAAAAAAAUCGAUUUUCUAUUUUCAGGCAAAUUCGAAUUUCCAGGACAUUCAAAUGGGUAGCUGCGUCUCUAAGGGUAAAGGAGACGAUGAUUCCGUCCAUAACGUCGAGUUUUCCGGUGGCAAUGUUCAUCUGAUUACAACAAAAGAGAGUUGGGAUGACAAAUUAGCUGAAGCUGAUCGUGAUGGCAAAAUCGUGGUUGCAAACUUCAGUGCGACAUGGUGUGGUCCGUGUAAAAUUGUGGCACCAUUUUUCAUCGAGCUCUCAGAGAAACAUUCUUCUCUUAUGUUCCUUCUUGUAGAUGUUGAUGAACUCAGCGAUUUUAGCUCAUCAUGGGACAUUAAGGCGACACCAACCUUCUUCUUCCUAAAGAAUGGACAACAAAUAGGCAAGCUUGUUGGAGCAAACAAACCGGAGCUACAGAAGAAGGUUACUUCUAUCAUUGAUUCUGUGCCUGAAAGUCCUCAACGGCCUUGACUCUUGACUCUCGCAGCCUUGUGUUCUGAGGUCUGUUCUUGUGUCUUCUUCUUGACGGUGAUCAAUUGUUGUAAUAUGCAAAAAAAAAGGUGUGAAAGGUCACCAAAAACACUUGAGUUAGAUCAUCCUGUUUGAUAUAAUAAUAUGCAUCUUUUUCAUUCAAAUUACUCAUUAUAUUAUUGAAUCCUCGCAAUCUAAGUGUGCAAAGCAAUAAGGCUCUCUCUAAUUUCAUUUCUUCUUUAUUAUCAUUCUUUCACUAAUGAGGAAACAAUCAUCCAAUGCCUUUGUUUCUUGAUGACA
Molecule: messenger RNA, 1118 nt
Organism: Arabidopsis thaliana (thale cress)
Lineage: Eukaryota; Viridiplantae; Streptophyta; Magnoliopsida; Brassicales; Brassicaceae
Gene: TH9
Product: thioredoxin H-type 9
Exons: 5
Coding region: 396-818 (140 amino acids)
Cellular component (GO): plasma membrane
Source: RefSeq, marked reviewed